Molecule: messenger RNA, 828 nt
Organism: Stylophora pistillata
Lineage: Eukaryota; Metazoa; Cnidaria; Anthozoa; Scleractinia; Pocilloporidae
Product: galanin receptor type 1-like
Source: RefSeq, a predicted model, not a curated record
AUGGACACGCUAAGGAACAACAGCUCUGUUGCUAACAUAACAAUAGAAACGCAAGAGCCUGAUAACUUUGACCAGGGUGCAAGUAUCAGGAGAUUGAUAGCGACUAUAGCGUUUUGGUUGAUCAUCACUGUUGGUAUUAUGGGUAACUGUCUGGUAAUUGUCGUUGUGAAGACACUUAGCAGCAUGCGAACAACCACUAACUACCUCUUGGUUAGCAUGGCUGUGGCAGACUUCAACACUCUGCUUUUUUCAGCAGUCUUAUUUUUAAUUUUGACCACAAAUACCCCGAUUCGUUCUAGAUCACUAGCAGCGUUUCUUUGCAAAUUUAUCCUCACCAAUACUGUUUCAAUCGUCACGCUUCUCGUAACAGCCUUGACGCUGACAAUGCUGGCUAUUGAAAGAUAUCACGCUCUGGUGAAUCCGCUGACUCUGUCUGAAAGACUAAACAUGGACAACAUUGUUUACGUAAUAGCUGGAAUCUGGUUGCUUGCCAUAGCGUUAGGAACUCCCGUCUUUGCAGCUUUCGACUGGGAUUCAUAUAUGCGUUAUUGCUCUCUUGGUGAAGCAGAGCUGAGUAAAGUGAACCACACAUAUGAGCACCUUCAAAUUGGUUCUCAGUAUCUUACACUUCUAAAUUGUUCCAUAAAUCCUUUUAUCUAUGCUUUUCAAAGCUCGAGUUAUCGACGUGCUUUUAAGGUCAUUAUCAAGAAAAUGUUAUGUCGUGAUGUUAGCUAUGAACUGUCAGAACUGCUUGAAAUGCGCACGCGAACGUUUGUAUUCGAAGCAUGUGACGCGUUUGAAGUGUGUGAUAAGUUGUUUCGGUUUUGA